UGGACCGAGAACAGACAAAGAAGGUGGUGUAUUCAGCUGUAUAUGGAGCAGGAAAGGAGCAGCUUGUUGCCUGCCUGGAAGUUCCACUUCAGGAAGCAGCUGCACAGUUUUUGGAGAGUUUUUUACAGAAAUACAAAAAAAAUCAAGGAGUUUUCCCAAGCCAUCAUCACUCAGUGUCAGCGGAGCAGCUAUGUGGCAACACUGAUGGGCAGACGGAGGCCACUGCCCCAGAUCUGGGCUCAGGAUGUGCAGUUCCAGGCACAGGCCGAGUGCCAGGCAGUGAACUUCAUGAUACAAGGCUCUGCCGCAGACCUCUGCAAGAUGGCCAUGAUCUGCAUCUUCACUGCUGUGGCCUCAUCCCACUCGCUGACAGCCAGGCUGGUGGCCCAGAUCCACGAUGAGCUGCUGUUCAAGAUGGAGGAACCACAGGUGCCCGAGUUUGCAGCUCUUGUCAGGCGCUCCGUGGAGUCACUGUGGAAUGUGCCGGCCUCGGAGCUGCAGGUGCAGGUUCCCCUGAAGAGCCACCAGGCUGGCACCUGGGUGGUCUGGGAGCUGCUGGCCCUCACCACCUCAAGCUUUAUUGAAAAACAGCAGCUUGGCGGCCAUGCAGAGGGAAGUGCCCUGUCCCCAGGAGCUCGGGAGGGCAACCUCGUGCCCUACAGCUGCCACCUGUAA
This is a messenger RNA of Sorex fumeus (smoky shrew), 675 nucleotides long. It is a transcript of the gene POLN, whose product is annotated as DNA polymerase nu. The record is from RefSeq and is a predicted model, not a curated record. The transcript is spliced from 9 exons. The coding region runs from base 43 to 675 and encodes 210 amino acids. Gene Ontology annotation, molecular function: DNA binding; DNA-directed DNA polymerase activity. NCBI's taxonomy places the organism in Eukaryota, Metazoa, Chordata, Mammalia, Eulipotyphla, Soricidae. Gene Ontology annotation, biological process: double-strand break repair; DNA-templated DNA replication.